AGUUACCACAGCCACAAACUUCGCCCAUUUCUACAAUUUUCUUCUUAAAAUUUGGAUUUUUAGACCUAACCUUAUCCAGACGGUUAACCGUAUGCCUAACGAUAACUCUUAAUUAACACCCCAAAUCACAUUUUUUGUUUUUAUAUAUUUUACUAUAUAGUUGAAACACGUGUUGGACUCCCGUUUGCAUUGCGUGUGUGCGUCACAGCUGUGCCACCCCAAAGUCAUUCCAGUUUUCUAGUGUAGCUAGCUAGCUAAGUAAUCUGGUGGACUCCAAUCAAGUUGUAGGAACAUCUCAAGGAUGAUCAAUGGAAACAGGAUGCGCCUGAGAUCAAUUUCGCAUCUCUUAGCAAAAGCUGAUCAUUGUCUGCAGCCUUCUCUGAUCGUAGUGUAAUGAGACAGGCAGAGAUAGUGAGCUCGUCCAUGGUGGUUGGCGAACACUAAAUCUUCUGGCCUUUUAGCCUUGCGUGUCAUCGACUGUGCCACAAAACCAUGCUAAAGUGAAUUGACAAGAAUCUAGAAUGUCACAUAGAACAUUUGAGGACGUGAAGGACGUCAUUCUAUCAGCCCACAAAAACACAGAGGCCGGGGACAAAGUUGGCUUCUACAACACCUGGGCAGAGAACUAUGACCAGGACGUGGGUCUUCUGGACUAUCGUGCGCCAAGUCUGGCGGCAAACUGCCUGUCCCCCUGUUUCCAUGGCGACCGGGUGACAGCAGUGAUUCUGGACGUGGCCUGUGGCACUGGAUUGGUUGCAGCACAGCUGAAGACGAUGGGCUUCAGGCAUUUUGUGGGCGUUGAUGGGAGCAAAGGCAUGUUGGAACUGGCCAAUAAGACAGGCCUCUACCAGGACCUCAAACAAUGCAUGCUGGGAGAUGAACCACUUCCUGUCCAAGCUGGGCAGUUUGAUGUGGUAGUGAUUGUUGGGGCGCUAAGUGACGGCCAGGUGCCAGUGAGAGUCAUCAGAGAGCUGUGCCAGGCCACCAAACCAGGUGGUUACGUCUGCAUGACAACCAGAGGUAACCAUGACAACCUGGAGUACAAGGCAGCGCUGGAGCAUGAGCUGGAGCUGAUGGAGGGGGCGGGGCUCUGGGGUCACGUGGCGAUCACAGAGGUGGAGGACUGGGAGAAAGCCGUAGCGGAGCCGGAGAAGGGGUACAUACCUGGAGUGGUGUAUGUUUACAGGAAGUCAUCACAGUGACAUUAUCACAAACACUUUUGUUUUGCCAAAAUAAUUUCCAUGUAAAUAAUUUGUCCAUGUAAAUGGACAAUAAAGUAUAUUGUAUCGUAUCACAUUGACCUCCUCACAGUAACAGACCUGUAACAACCCUGUACAGUAACACCUGUACAGUAACACCCCAGUACAGUAACACACCUGUACAGGCCAUAACAGUGACAUCACAGUAACACCCCUGAACAGUAACACACCUGAACAGUAACACACCUGUACAGGCCAUAACAGUGACAUCACAGUAACACCCGUGUAUAGUAACACACCUGUACAGUCUGUGACAGUGGCGCCCUACAUUGGCAUUGAGCGGCCAUCUUUGAAGACAGCUACUAUUCCAAAGAUAAAGAUGCCUAGAAAAUGCUUAUCCAAUAGAAAUCCCCUCAAACACGCUUGUAGACAAUGUUAUGGCGACGUUAGCUAGUGAAGAUCAUCCACAGAAAAAUGAAAUCAGGUCUAACGUUUGUGUUGUUCCGAACUGCGCCAUUUUAGCUAGUGGCCAUUACAGAAUGUCUAUAUACCAAAUAUUGAAAGAAUCUGAGUUACGGUUCAUGAGAAGAAGAAUUUUAAAGUAAUUUAGCAUUAGCUUUAUGCUAGCCCUUUUUUGUCAAACUUCAACGACCUGUGUUGUCUUUGGAGAUAUCCACAACAAACGUAUUUAAUUAUGAUCAAUCAUGUACGAGUUGUAUUUGAUAGUUUGACUGAUAUAACAAAAUAGCCUGGAUUUAUAGGCAUCAAAGUUUGUGAGAAGUUGUCGUCAGCCAAGCCAGUUGUAGCUUUAGAAGUUGUAGUAGAAUCUUCGUCAGACAAGCCAGCUGUAGCUUCAGAAGUUGUAGUAGAGUCUUCGUCAGACAAGCCAGCUGUAGCUUCAGAAGUUGCUCAAGUAAAGUUGCAUGAGUAAUAAAGAGUAAUUCUGGAGGUGGACACGGUGACAUGUAGAUGCAAGUCAGACAAUUUUGUAUCCCCAAAAUGCAACAUGCAUUGAAAGUUGGUGAUCAAUGGAAUCGGGUAAGAGCAUUUCUUUUGUAUCGUUGUUGAUAAUGUUUCUUGAACUAUUUGUAAUCGUAUACUGUCUGUUUUUUCCCAUGUUUUUUCAUAAGGUAGUCAUUUAUGAGCCUUGAGCUGUUGUAAUCAUCAUGUAUGUCAAUUGUCUUUAUUGUUGUUUAAACUCAACCAAAUAAAAUCAAAUGUUUUUAUAAAGCCCUUUUUAUAUCA
Molecule: messenger RNA, 2444 nt
Organism: Oncorhynchus tshawytscha (Chinook salmon)
Lineage: Eukaryota; Metazoa; Chordata; Actinopteri; Salmoniformes; Salmonidae
Gene: mettl27
Product: methyltransferase like 27
Exons: 8
Coding region: 522-1202 (226 amino acids)
Molecular function (GO): S-adenosylmethionine-dependent methyltransferase activity
Source: RefSeq, a predicted model, not a curated record